AUGGCCUCGGGCUGGUUUGGCAAGAAGGCGGUCGAGCUCAUCAGCGCUCGGUCGCUCUUCAUCAACGUCUCGCCCGCCCCGACGAGCCUGUCCGAACGCCGCGCCGUGCUGCACGCCCUCAGGCGCCACGGCCAGAUCGAGGUCUUCAAGAGGCUUCCCAGCCCCGAGACCUUUGUCUGCGCCCCGGCCAGGACCGAGGUCGCGACGGGGCUGGUUCAGCGGAGCCCCCUGACCUUCAAGUUCGUCUCGGAGACGUUCGAGUCACUCGAGGAGGAGAUCAAGCCCGGGACGCGCGCCAUUGGCGUGGCGUCGCCAAUCAAGGUACAAGAGGAGGGGGCCAAGGGCACUGGCGCUGGCAACGACGUUGCGAAAGCAGCCCAGCCGCAGAGAUCAGACCUGGUCAGGACCUUCACGAUGCAAAUCAAGCCGAGCCAGAGCUACUACGAGCACAAGAAGAACAUCAGGCUGUCGCCGACCCAUGGGCCCUGGCCCAAGGCCGACUCGCCCCAGACCCGCCGCGAGGACCGCGACUUUGUGUACCUGGCCCUCACGAACGCCGUGCCAGACACCAUCGCCCGCCCGGGGCUCUGCGACUGGUACACUGGGGGCCAGCUGUCCGGGGAGCCCGUGUCGCUCAGGGCCCAGGCGGCGGACGCCAGGCUUUGGCACAUCAGGGAGCGCCAGCAGCGCAGGAAGAACAAGGACAUGGGCAAGGGCAUGCAGGCCCAGAUGGGCGGCGAUCUCACAUCCAUCACGAGCCUGGAUGCGCUGUGCGGAUCUGCAAACCGAGCCCAGCAACAGGCGCAGCCGGCCGACGUUCAGAACGGGUCCGACGCGGAUCCGACCCCAAGGACCGGGCCACCGGCCCCUCCGCCCAAAUCACUGGCCUCUCCGCUCAAAUCACCGGCUUGGAUCCGGCGCCAGCAGUUCAAGUCGAAUCCGCUGGCAGACCGGACACAUGGCGACAGGAUCAAAAAGGAGGGCAUUAUUGGGGGACCGGUGCAUUGGAGGUCGGUCCUGGGGGAGGGCAAGACAUGA
This is a messenger RNA of Diaporthe batatas, 1038 nucleotides long. RefSeq lists its product as uncharacterized. The transcript has 2 exons. NCBI's taxonomy places the organism in Eukaryota, Fungi, Ascomycota, Sordariomycetes, Diaporthales, Diaporthaceae. The record is from RefSeq and is a predicted model, not a curated record. Bases 1 to 1038 code for a protein of 345 amino acids.